CCCAACCACAACCAUUUUGGUGCUACGAUAAUUGCAGCUGAGCUUUUGUGAGACAGGCCAGUCAGUUACGCGAGUGCAUCUAGAAUGCAAUUUCAGUUGCACCUGCUAGCAGAAACCAAUAACAAAGUCUCGUUUCGCUUUCCUGCGAAAUUUCAGCUGAGAAGUGGAGUUUUCUUUUUCUUUGUUUUAUUUUCUUCGCUGACUCUGUAAAUCUCAAAUUGUGUCGCAGUUGCCUAAAUGGCCGAAAUCAAAGCAAUGGAGCAUCCAUCGUUAAAGGUACCGUACGAAAUACUGAACAAGCGUUUUCGUAUCGCACAAAAAACGCUCGACCGUGAGCUGAGCCAGAUACAGAACGUUGCCUCGGAGCUGGAGAAGGGCCUGUCGGAGGGCACGGCCAGCUCGGAGAUCUCGCGCUUGCUGGGUGGGGUGGUCGAACGCCUGCAGGUGCUGAAGCGCAAGGCCGAGGAAAGCAUUUCGGAGGAGCUGUCGGCCGGGUACGUGUGCAAACGUCGGCUGGAGCACCUGAAGCAGAACGUGAACCCACCGGUGGACGCCACCACGCUGGAGCUGCAGGCCGCCGCAACGAGCCAGUGGAAGAAGAUCCGGCUCGAUCGCAUGAUCGUCGAACACUUUCUGCGUCUCGGCUACUACGAUACUGCCGAACGGUUGGCCGAACGUAGCGGCAUCCGGGAUCUGACCAAUUUGGACAUUUUCCAAGUCACGCGCGAGGUGGAGCGCGACCUGGUGAACCAUUGCACGGCCAAGUGCAUCGCCUGGUGCAACGACAACAAGUCGAAGCUGAAGAAGAUCAAUUCCACCAUCGAGUUCCAGCUGCGCGUGCAGGAGUUUGUCGAGCUGAUCCGCGAAGACAAGCGGCUGGUGGCGGUGCGCCACGCACAGAAGUACUUUCCGGCGUUCGAACACGAACAGCUGAAGGAGAUCCGCCAGUGCAUGGCACUGCUCGCUUUUCAGGUGAACACGGAGGUCGAACCGUACAAGACACUGUUCGAUCCGCAGCGCUGGCACGACCUGGUGCUGCACUUCCGCCUCGAAAACUAUCGCCUGUUUCAGCUGCCGUCCCAGUCGGUGCUGAGCGUGGCCGUACAGGCCGGCAUAUCGGCCCUGAAGACACCGCAGUGCUACUCGUACACCUCGAAAAACAUGAACUGUCCCGUGUGCCAGGAGAACGUGAACGAGAUUGCCGAGAACCUGCCCUUCUCACACUGUGCCCAGAGUCGACUGAUUUGCAGAAUUACAGGCAAACCGCUGAACGAACACAACCUACCGAUGAUGCUGCCGAAUGGGCAGAUCUUUGGCCAGCAGGCGAUCGAACAGAUGCGGCGCGAAAACGACGUUCUCGUUUGCCCGAAAACGAACGAAUCGUUCCGUGCGCCAAAGAUCGAGAAAGUCUUCGUUAUGUAGUAGCUUUACGCGUGGCAAGCAACGCUAUGAUGAACAACCCACAUUCUCAUUCGGCCUCGGCUUCGACAACCUUCCGGCGGUGGUAGUCCCCGUGGUAGGACUGUUCCCGUCUCAAAAUUCCGCAAUACCUCUCACGAACACGCCGUCGGUUUUGCUGUUUAGCUUCCCAAUUGUCGGUUGUUUUUUCACAGAAGUUCACCAUUCUUUUCACAAUCCGGUCACAGCUUCUAAGUUUACGUGGCUUUUAUUUUAUGGUUUGCUGUUUUGAGAUUAUUGCUUGUUGUGAUUGAUUGUAUUUUUCGCAAACGUUUGAUAGUUCAGCUGAAAGGUAGAAGUAACUUUUUGUCUAUUUCUUAAAACAUUUAAACACACCUUUUCUUAGGGUUAAGUUUGCCAUUUAAAACAAGCGGCGCUAAAGGAUUCGCCAGUGGAAGAUUCUUUGUAGGAGAAAAAUUUUAAUUUUCAUUUCAAUCUCAUCCCCGGUGGUUCACACAAAGCAAAAGAUGUGCGUUACGUGACCAUAACCGUUAGUCAUGUAAAAUUAUUAUUUACUUUUUAUACUUGUCUCCAGAACCAACUGAAUGGCUGGAAGCUUUCGCGAGUACGGAAUGCGAAGUAAGAAUCCGAAACGACAGUUGAGAAAUCUGCUUGGCCGGGAAUCGCAUUAGAUAGGAAAGCGGACGAAUACAAAACAAAAUAUACAGAUACCCCUAUUGUCCACAUGCAUGCGGAAUAAUAAUAGAGCUAAGCGAAGACAUGUAGAGUAGGCGAUAGAUAUGAUAAGUCAAAUCAAACCGGACAGCGGAUUCGCACCGACAUGAAGCAAUUUUUGCUGCGGCAGACAUAUAAUCAGCGAAGAGCGGAUACGAAAUCAUCGUACAGUGCGCGAAUAUAUAAAAAAACGAUUAAUUUUGCAUGAAACAUUCUUACGAAAGCGCGGGCCAAGGCCAACAUUCAAGAGUAUUGACGGAAAAUAAUGCGAUAUUAAGAUUGAAAUUUCGUUUGCUAUAUUUAAAAUAAAAUGAAAUGAAAUCAUUUCUUACAACAGCGUGCGUUAGAGUGGUGGCCAGCCAUGCUUUGGUUCACGAUGUAUUUUGCUCCCCGUGCUUCGGGUAAA
Molecule: messenger RNA, 2539 nt
Organism: Anopheles bellator
Lineage: Eukaryota; Metazoa; Arthropoda; Insecta; Diptera; Culicidae
Gene: Kaz
Product: E3 ubiquitin-protein transferase MAEA
Exons: 3
Coding region: 238-1422 (394 amino acids)
Biological process (GO): proteasome-mediated ubiquitin-dependent protein catabolic process
Cellular component (GO): cytoplasm; GID complex; nucleus
Molecular function (GO): protein binding; ubiquitin protein ligase activity
Source: RefSeq, a predicted model, not a curated record